AUGACGCAAACAUUCUCGAUUGCUACGCUGCCAGGUGAUGGCAUCGGGCCCGAAGUAGUCGACCAAGCUGUGCGAGUUUUGGAGCUUGUGUCCGAAAAGUCGACCAACUUCAAGCUGCAGAUUCGACCGCAUGAUUUCGGUGGUGCGGCUAUUGAUGCCACAGGUGAGCCGCUGCCAGCAGCUACGCUACAGGCAUGCAAAGAGGCUGACGCCAUCCUGCUUGGUGCCGUCGGUGGCCCGAAAUGGGGCGUCGGCAAGGUCCGACCAGAGCAGGGCCUUCUUGCUAUCCGCAAAGAGCUCGACUUGUACGCUAACAUUCGUCCUGCUCGCUUCCCGUCCGACUCACUCUUGGAACAUUCACCGUUGCGUCCCGAGGUAGCCAAGGGUACAGAUAUUGUUGUAAUUCGAGAGCUUGUCAAGGGCUUGUACUACGGCGACCGCAAGGAAGCCGACUUGGACGCUCCUGACUCGAAGGGCGAGGCAUACGAUAUGAUGGUGUACGACAAGUCAGAUGUCCAGCGGAUUACGCGUCUAGCUGCAUACCUGGCUAUGCGCUCAUCACCACCAGCAAAGAUCCAUUCGAUCGACAAAGCCAAUGUGCUUGCGACAAGCCGUCUGUGGCGACGUGUUGUGAAUGAGACGAUAGAAAGCGAGUUCCGCGAGAAAGGCGUGGAGGUAGACCAUCACCUCGUCGAUUCGGCUGCCAUGGUCAUGGUGUCGAACCCGCGCAAACUGAAUGGCAUUUUGCUGACAGAGAACAUGUUCGGUGAUAUCCUUUCUGACGAGUCGUCCGUGAUCCCAGGCUCGCUCGGCCUGCUACCAAGUGCCUCUCUCUCAGAGCUUCCGACUGGUGAGUCGCCAUGCAAGGGUUUGUAUGAACCGAUUCAUGGCUCAGCACCUGACAUCGCUGGACAAGGCAUCGCGAACCCAGUCGGCACGAUCCUUUCUGGUGCCCUGCUUCUUCGCUGGUCACUCGGCCUUGAAAAAGAGGCCGCUGCCAUUGAGCAAGCUGUGCGCAAGGUGCUUGAUACGACGGACAUGGGUGGUUUCGGUGUGCGUACGCGUGACUUGGGUGGCCCGGCGACAACGAAGGAAGUGGGCGACAAGGUCUUGCAGGUGCUUAAUGACUUGCUAUAA
Molecule: messenger RNA, 1137 nt
Organism: Malassezia globosa CBS 7966
Lineage: Eukaryota; Fungi; Basidiomycota; Malasseziomycetes; Malasseziales; Malasseziaceae
Exons: 1
Coding region: 1-1137 (378 amino acids)
Biological process (GO): L-leucine biosynthetic process
Cellular component (GO): cytosol
Molecular function (GO): NAD binding; magnesium ion binding; 3-isopropylmalate dehydrogenase activity
Source: RefSeq, a predicted model, not a curated record